Thermochaetoides thermophila DSM 1495 is the source of this 3477-nucleotide messenger RNA. RefSeq lists its product as uncharacterized. The record is from RefSeq and is a predicted model, not a curated record. Lineage: Eukaryota; Fungi; Ascomycota; Sordariomycetes; Sordariales; Chaetomiaceae. Bases 1 to 3477 code for a protein of 1158 amino acids. Gene Ontology annotation, cellular component: nucleoplasm; protein phosphatase 4 complex. The transcript is spliced from 5 exons. Gene Ontology annotation, biological process: DNA damage response; protein dephosphorylation. Gene Ontology annotation, molecular function: protein phosphatase activator activity.
AUGUUGGCGGACCGACAACAGGUGGUGGUCACCCAAAAAGAGCUUGAAUUGCGGGGCAGGGCCGAUUGGCCGACUUACCGACAGACUCACGACGGCGGCGCUUAUCACUUCGCCAUCUCCCCAACUCCUAAUUCUGUCGGCGCGCCGACUACGCAUCACACCUACUUACCUACCUACCUAUCUACCUACCUACCUACCUCAAUCCCCGUCGAUCCAAGACGCGCUUCCCCCCCGGGACGCGCGCACGAUCUCGAGACGCUGGCUACCCUCGAUUUCCUCAGCCUAACCGGAGCCGACCCGUCUCCCGCGCCGCACUUUGACCUCGGCGUCGCACCACAACCCCUAUCCGGCGACAACUUCGAACCCGACCCCGACCCCGACAGCUUCGUCGUCGACGGAAGCCACGACAUCUUCGCCUCCGUCUCCCCGGCGGCGGCGGGCGAAUCUUAUUUGAUGAUGGCACAACCGGUGCCUCAUCAACAGGGCGACCAGAAGCGUGUCAAGGUCUAUGAGCUCCAGAACGGCGAUUGGUUUGAUCGCGGAACCGGAUACUGCUAUGCCUUUUACGUCCCGCCCAACCAGAAUGACGAGAAGGAGGCCCGAAUCUUCGUUGAUGCGGAGGAGGAUCCGAAGCGACGGCUUCUCGAGACGAAGGUGACCAAAAAUGUUGUGUUUAACAGACAAGGAGGCAUGUACACCCUAACGACGCGAGCCCCCCUUCCCCCCCCCCCUUCCUCCCCGGGGGCCGCCGGGGAUUGCUUUGGUUGCGAGUCUAACGCUUUUGCAGCGACUCUAAUCCUGUGGACCGAAAAUGGCGUUGAAAUGGCCCUUAGUUUCCAAGAAGCCGAGGGCUGUGCCUCGAUAUGGAAAAUAAUCGAAGAGAUUUCUCCUCCACCUCCGCAGCCUACCGGUAAUCCUGAAGAUGGCUUUUCAGAUGACUUAACCAUGGACGUAACGCCGUUAGUCCAGUUGCCGCCGGCCCAACUGAAGUCGUUGGACGAUCUCUUGAUUACGAUUCGGGAGCUCGCUCAAUCGCCUGCUGGUCGCGAUGCGCUUGCUAAAACGAUCAUACAACAGGACUACAUUGGGAAGCUGGGCAGCCUUGUUGAAGAGGCCGAGGACCUCGAAGACCUACCAGACCUCCAGAAGUUGUGCGAGAUUAUGAAGGGAAUUCUUCUGUUGAACGACACCACGAUUAUCGAGCAUGCCGUCUCGGACGAGUACGUCAUGGGAGUCGUGGGCGCUCUGGAAUAUGAUAGGGAUUUCCCGGAUGGGUUCAAGGCCAACCAUCGGCAAUGGUUAAGCAACCAGAGUCGGUACAAGGAAGUGGUCAGGAUUCAAGACGAGAAUAUUAGGCGGAAAAUCCACAUGACCUACCGGCUUCAGUACCUUAAGGAUGUGGUACUGGCUCGCAUUCUCGACGACCCGACAUUCUCCGUCCUUAAUUCUCUCAUCUUCUUCAACCAGGUGGACAUCGUCCAGCACCUGCAUUCCACGCCCGGUUUCCUGAAGGACCUCUUCGGAAUCUUCACAAGCCCUAACGAGCAACUCCUGCGCAAGAAGGAGGCGGUCCUUUUCAUCCAGCAGUGUUGCGCUAUUGCUAAAAACCUUCAGCCGCCCACCCGCCAGGCGCUAUAUCUGAACUUCCUCAACCAAGGCCUCUUUCAUGUCGUCAACUUUGGCUUGAAGCAAGCUGAUGUCACGGUUCGAGUCGGCGCGACGGAUAUUUUGGUGUCUUUGAUUGACCACGACCCGUCGCUGGUGCGGCAGACGAUCUACGAGCAACUCAGCCAGGGCCAACCCCCGCUCAUCGAGACGCUAGUUGCUCUGCUGCUUGUUGAGGUGGAUCUGGGCGUCAAGUCGCAGAUUGCGGAGGCCAUAAAGGUCCUUCUCGAGCCGGCCCCAAGCGCAGUGCUGCCCCAGCUGCAGGAAGUGCACGGAGAGCUCCUGGCGCAGGCGAGGUUCAGGAUCCAGGGGGGCGUGGACCCGCAGCAUGAGAAGCAGGAGCUGCUGCUGCACCACUUUUACGAACACUCGGCCGAGAAGCUGUUCUCGCCGCUGCUGGAGCUGGAGAAGCGGCAGGUGAUGAAGUUCAAUGCCCAGGAGGAGGGCGUGUUCAGUUACUUGAACGAUAUCCUUUGUUACUGCAUUCGUCAGCACGCUUACCGAGCGAAGCAUUUCAUUCUAAGCAAUGACGUUGCUAAGCGGUUUGUCCAGCUUCUGGAUUGCAGGGAGAAGCAUUUGCAGCUUGUGGCAAUCCGCUUCUUCCGACACCUCGUCGUCCUACAAGAUAACUUCUACAUCAACCACAUGAUGCAGAAGCAGGUUCUGGGUCCGAUCCUGGACGUCCUGUUGCGGACCCUUCCACGCGACAACCUCCUCUGUUCUGCCUGCUUGGAGCUCUUCAUGCUGAUCAAUAAGGAAAACAUUAAGGAGCUCAUCAAGCACCUGGUAGAGAACUAUCGCGAAAAGCUCAACACACUGACUUACAUGGACACCUUUUACGAGAUGGUGCACCGCUAUGACGUCACGCAGGGCUUCACGACCCUGACGGCCGACCCGUACAUCGAGUCGGAGGACGAGCUGGGUAGGGGAAGACCACCGCCGAAUCUGGCAGGACGGGCUAUGGCCGAGCAGUUGUCGGUUGAUCCGGCGGAGGAGGAGUACUGGAAUGUGUCGGAUGGUUCGGAGGAGGAGGAGGAAUUGGGAGGGGCAACGGUAGAGGUGCCAAAGCCGUUAAAAAUUAAGGUUGCCUCCUCCUCCUCCUCCUCCUCCUCCUCCUCUUCUUCUUCUUCUUCUUCGUCGUCGUCGUCGUCGUCGUUGUUGUUAGGCAAGGGCAAGAGUCCCUCGAAACCGCUGGUUGAGUACAACUCGGACGACGAAGAUGAUGAUAUGACUGAUUCCCAGCCGAACUCGCAGGAGGAGAAUAAAGAGAAUGUGGACGCCAAGGAGAAUCAGGCCCCGGAGUCUCCCCAACAACAGCAGGAACAACAAAAGUCCCCUUCAUCAUCGACAUACCCAUCCGGCGGUAAACGUUCUCAAUGCGCAUCUCCCCCCGCCGACUCAGCAGCAGCCAAAGCAGCCAAAGCCGCCGCCGCCGCUGUGCCCCCUCCGGAACGCAUCUCCGAGAAGCGUCGACGCGAAGAAGACGAUGAUGAGGAUGUAUUUGAUCGGCUGACGCAGCAGAAUAAGAGGAGGAAUAGCACGGGUAGUGGGACGAAUAGUAGUGUGAAUGCUGGGUCGGACUCUUCACCGGAUUCAAAGGCAAUGGAUGCGGGUUCAGGAGGGGGGAUAGGCGGGUUUCUUAAGAGGAAGAAGAGCGGCGGUUCUUUGGUGGCUGGGAAUAAUGAUAAUGGUGGUGGGGGGGGAGGAGGGGGGUUGAAGAAGAUUACGAUUAGUUUGGGCGCCACGGUGAAGAACGUCGUGGCUGCUGUUGCGGGAGGACAGAGCGCGGGGGAUGGGGAAAGGAAGGAGUAG